AAAAAAUUGCAUCGUCGGGUCGGUUCGGUGACGAAUUUUGGAAAUUUCUUAUCCAAUUCCAAGUGUAAUAUAAGUGCUUACAGGAACUCGUCGAAAAUGUCUGGAAGGCUACCAGCUUGUGUUAUCGAUGUCGGAACGGGCUACACCAAGCUUGGUUUCGCUGCAAACAAGGAACCCCAGUUCAUCAUUCCAUCGGCAAUUGCCAUUAAGGAAACGGCCAAAGUCGGUGACCAAAGUGCCCGCCGUGUUACAAAGGGUGUAGAAGAUUUAGAUUUCUUUAUCGGAGACGAAGCAUUUGAUGCAACGGGUUACUCAGUUAAGUACCCCGUACGACAUGGUUUGGUCGAGGACUGGGAUCUCAUGGAGCGCUUUCUGGAGCAGUGCAUUUUUAAGUACCUACGAGCCGAACCGGAGGAUCAUCAUUUCUUGCUAACGGAACCGCCGCUAAACACCCCGGAAAAUCGGGAAUACACAGCGGAAAUAAUGUUCGAAACGUUCAACGUUCCCGGAUUGUAUAUUGCCGUGCAAGCAGUAUUAGCUCUGGCCGCCAGCUGGGCUUCGCGUCCCGUCGAGGAACGCACUCUGACCGGUAUCGUUGUAGACAGUGGCGAUGGCGUGACUCACGUCAUUCCGGUGGCCGAGGGUUACGUCAUUGGAUCAUGUAUCAAGCAUAUCCCGAUCGCCGGUCGGAAUAUUACUUCGUUCAUUCAAAGUUUGCUGCGGGAGCGCGAAGUCGGCAUUCCACCGGAGCAAAGUCUAGAAACAGCCAAGGCUAUCAAAGAACGGUUCAGUUAUAUAUGCCCGGACAUUGCCAAAGAAUUUGCUAAGUACGAUGCUGAACCGACGAAAUGGAUGCGCCACUACGAGGGAAUCAACGCCAUCACCAAGCAGCCGUUUGGUGUCGAUGUAGGCUACGAAAGGUUCCUAGGACCGGAGAUCUUUUUCCAUCCUGAGUUUUCCAAUCCGGAUUUUACCACACCGCUGUCGGAGAUAGUCGAUACGGUUAUCCAGAACUGUCCCAUCGACGUGCGAAGGCCGCUCUAUAACAAUAUCGUACUCAGUGGAGGAUCGACUAUGUUCAGAGAUUUUGGUCGUCGACUACAACGAGACAUCAAACGUAGCGUAGAUGCUCGUUUGAGAAUUAGUGAAAACUUAAGCGAGGGACGUAUAAAGCCAAAACCUAUCGAUGUUUCGGUUAUCUCUCAUCACAUGCAAAGAUAUGCAGUCUGGUUCGGUGGAAGCAUGCUGGCAUCAACGCCGGAAUUUUACCAGGUCUGUCACACGAAAGCUGCCUACGAAGAGUAUGGUCCAGGCAUUUGCCGUCACAAUCCAGUAUUCGGAACCAUGACGUAGUUUUAUCACCUAAUUUACUUUCGUGCCAGCCACCGCUGCUGCUGUUGCUGCUAAUAUUACUACUAAAACAACAAUUACUACUGGCAGUGUUUCACAAAAGGAGCAAAAAACGAGUCGGAUUAGAACGGAUACACAAUUCUAAAUCCCCCCCUGCGGUGAAGCACUCGAUUGUAUCGAUUGACACGAUAGAAAACGAAAACAAAAACGUUCAUUCCUCCUGCAGAUAACUAUUGUGAACUGUAAUAAAUCAGUUUUACAGUUUUUUUUCGUUUUGAAUUUGGUAUUGUCAAACUUUUAAUUUUGUGUGUACAGCAGAGAUGCAUUUUUCGACGCAAAAUCCGGCGAUCCAAAAUAAAUUCAAAUGCAUUUACUGGCACUAGAGAACUAGCUGAACUAGUUUUUUGCAGUACCUUAAAAACAAUAUAUUCAUCAUGAGACGUGCAACAUCAUUCAAGUAUUUCUUCCGGGGUAACAACAUAAGAAACAUGUCUACUUUUUAUUGUUCUGUUUUAUUUGUCUGUUAGUUGAGUGAUUUGAAAGAAUGUUUAUUCUAGACUUAUAGGGUUACAACACGAACAACACAGAUAGGACGGAGAUAGUAUUGCCGAUUUAUUAUAUAUAUAGCUCAAACCUAAAGGAACAAUCGCCGCAAUUCGCUGAUUCAUUGAAGCUAAAUCCAGAUGUGUACACUUGAAUUAGAUAAUAAAGUUCAAUUUAAAA
This is a messenger RNA of Sabethes cyaneus, 2073 nucleotides long. RefSeq names its product actin-related protein 3 (gene Arp3). The coding region runs from base 97 to 1353 and encodes 418 amino acids. The transcript has 7 exons. Gene Ontology annotation, molecular function: actin filament binding. Gene Ontology annotation, cellular component: actin cortical patch; Arp2/3 protein complex. The record is from RefSeq and is a predicted model, not a curated record. Gene Ontology annotation, biological process: Arp2/3 complex-mediated actin nucleation. Lineage: Eukaryota; Metazoa; Arthropoda; Insecta; Diptera; Culicidae.